Habropoda laboriosa is the source of this 741-nucleotide messenger RNA. RefSeq lists its product as uncharacterized. The transcript has 3 exons. Bases 1 to 741 code for a protein of 246 amino acids. The record is from RefSeq and is a predicted model, not a curated record. NCBI's taxonomy places the organism in Eukaryota, Metazoa, Arthropoda, Insecta, Hymenoptera, Apidae.
AUGGACGCGAUCACUCUAGAGGAGCGAUUCAUCAAGUUGACCAAGAUAUGCGCCCACUUCUCCGGUUUCUGGCCAUGGCAGAGCAAACUGUCGAAAUACGUAUCGCGAAUAAUAACGUACACCAUCGUUUUCACGGUUCUCUUCACGCAGGUAGCACAAGUAGUGUGUUUCUUCAGUUUGGACGUUCUUAUAGAUCAACUAUCAUUUUUUGGUGCGGGAAGCGGGGUACUGUUGAAACAGGGGAACUACAUCGUCUUUAAAGAGGAGGUGAAUGAAUUUUCCAUUUUGAUUACCGUUUCACGUUUCAUGGCGUUCGUUGAUUCAUGGGUCAUGUAUACGAGAUCGAUCAAAUUGCAGUACGAGUCGCUUAUUAGCGGUGCCAGGAACGACUGGUCGAUCGAGAGACCACAAGGGGAGAUCGACAUUAUGACUAAAUACGCCGAGAGGGGUGCUUUUUUAAUUUCGACAUACCUUGCGAACGCGAUCGUUUGUGUCAUCCUGUUCGUGUCGACGCCGGUGACACCGCAUAUUUUGGACAUUUUACUACCGAAGAACGAGUCACGAGACGUAGCGUACAUUUAUCCGGCCUAUUAUUUCACCGACGAGCAUAAGUACGACGUGUACAUAAUUACGCACAUGGCGUCCGUGAUCCUUGUGGUGUUUUACGUGUACGUCGCUUGUGACACCAGUUACAUAUACGUCGUGCAACACGGCUGCGGAUUGUUGGCCGUGUCCGGGUAA